AUGGACGGAGGCUGCUACACCGAAGACAGCGAUGGCUAUGCAGGAAAGCAAAAAGCACAACUUAACCGGGAAAUUCAGCUUCUCCUACCAGCUCUUCGACAAUACCACACAGCCAAAUCGACAUCCACAACCGUCGCCAUGGCCAAAUCCAAGAACUCGUCCCAGCACAACCAGUCGAAGAAGAACCACCGAAACGGUAUCAAGAAGCCCAAGACUCACCGUUACCCCUCGCUCAAGGGAACCGACCCCAAGUUCAGGAGGAACCACAGACAUGCUCUUCACGGAACCAUGCGCGCUCUGAAGGAGGUCAAGGAGGGCAAGCGCGACUCGGCAUAAAGGACGAAACGAUUACGAGCGAGCGACGAUGGCGGUUUUCGAUUCCUUUAUGAGACAUUUGGUCGGCGUCAAUGGCAUUCGGACUUUUUAUGAACAGCUUCGAGCUCAAGGGAUAGAAGCAAGCCGCUACACGCCUACCGCAGGCAUGUAACGUGGCAAUGAAUAAGUCGAAAAGUCAGUUCGGUCCACCAGCGCGACUGUUCAUGUGAUGUUUUGCAUCGAUCAACCGUUCGAAACCAGGUAUCCAGGUAAGUCAGCAAGUGAAGGAGGUGCAAACCUCCAACCAGCCAUUAGUGUGUACAGCAACAGAGCUCUUCCAUGCUCGACCUGCUGAAGGAAAAUCUAUCGUGGCAAGAUCAACUACCCCAUCAUUACCAAACACACAGCCUUUUACCCCGUAGGGCAAGUGUGCAUGAAGAUGGGACUACAUACCAGUCAUCAACCAGAGGGCUUUGAGACUACUUUUGUUACUCCUCGAGAGGUCCUGAGAUACCGGACCGCGAGGCAGCAUGCAAGUGUUUAGCAAUACAAUAAAGUGCAUAUUUC
Messenger RNA from Pyrenophora tritici-repentis Pt-1C-BFP, 882 nucleotides. The record is from RefSeq and is a predicted model, not a curated record. NCBI's taxonomy places the organism in Eukaryota, Fungi, Ascomycota, Dothideomycetes, Pleosporales, Pleosporaceae.